GUUACCUGAAGCUAAAGUACUCCGUUUCAGUAGUUACCGGUGUAUAUGUACUCCGUUACCGUAGUUACCUGAGUUAAAGCACUCCGUUACCGUAUUUCCCUGAGUUAAAGUAUUCCGUUACCGUAGUUACCAGAGUUAAAGUACUCUGUUACCAUAUUUCCCUGAGUUAAAGUACUCCGUUACCGUAGUUACCUGAGUUAAAGCACUCCGUUACUGUAGUUACCUUUAGUCAAAGUACUUCGUUACAGUAGUUACAUAAAGUUAAAGUACUCCGUUACAGUAUUUCCCUGAGUUAAUGUACUCCGUUACCGUAGUUACCUGAGUUAAAGUACUCCGUUACCGUAGUUACCUGUGUUACCUGUUAAACGGAAAGUUUGGAAAACCAGCGGAGAGCGGAGCUGCCGGAGCGGUGCAUGCUGGGUGAUCUUGAGGCAGCAGCCGGCUGACUCAACCUUCAGUUUGAGCCGUCCUGCUCUCCCCAGCUGCCCCGACCUGACGCCCUGUGGAAGGCAGCGCCUUCACCUGAGUCAUGGACAUCAGCGGAAGACGUCUCACGGUGUAGCCAGGAGGAUUCGUUGACCGCCAGAGAAUCAUGGAGCCUGAGGUGAUCCGCAUGUACUCCUCGUCUCCGCCCCCGAUGGAGGACGGAGCGGAGGAAGAGGACAACGAGUUUGGAGACUUCGGCACCUUCUCUGCCGUCCCCAACAGCAUCAGCUUCUCAGAGUUCGACACCCCCACCACUUUCAACCAGACGCAAGCUCUGAACGCCACCUCCCCGCCGGAGCUGCUCAACAGCAGAGGGGUGAUGGGCUUCAACCACAGCUCCUCUAACGGCACCCACGCCCCCAACAACGACCUGUCCAAGGCAAACGGUGUCCUGCCAGCGAGCCACCUGGGCAGCAGUCCCUCAGAAAGAACUGAGAUGAAAAAGGUCCUCUCCGGCGCUCUGGAUAUCUCCGAGAGCGACCCGGCUGGCAGCGAGCCCGCAGACUGUAAUGGUGGAGGCACAGAGGUGCUAACGAACGGGUUCGCCACCUUCGACGUUCAGGGAAGCCCUUCCUCACAGAAUUCUGUCCACUCUCACAUAAAAGGAACGUCCACCGAGGACACAGGCAGCGUCCCCGCCGGCAGCCCUGAGGACGAUUUUGCAGACUUUGCAGCUUUUUCCAAUGCUGAAGGACACCUCAGCCAGACGGCAAACGAGGACUUGGACAAUCCCGCAGGGGGCAGCUGGCCGGCAGGGGCCGCCUGCCACGACGAGCACUGUAAUCUAGAGCAGGGAACAACUUCAGAGGACAAUGUCAGGGAUACAAACAGAACUGGACCCGGCUCUGAUUCCAUAUCUGUCCCUGCUGAGGCCCCGGACGGCUCGUGCAACACGGACCGGGGCUCUCAGGCGGACGCUGACUCUGGACAAAGGGACGUAGCCUUUGCACAAGAGCACUUAGACUCAGAGGCCGUUUGCACUAACAGACCCUGCUCUCUGAACGGGGUGGACGUAGCCCACAGGGACGAUUCCAAAGACGCCGCGGGCUGCAGUGAAAACGACCUUUCACCCGACGCAGCUGAGGCAGGACAGUCGGACGGGAAGGGCUCCGGUAACGAGACGGAGACAGAAACGGAGACUGAGACGUCUCUGGGCCGGCCGCUGUCCACAGAUGCUCUGGAGGAGUUUGGCGACAUGAGCACCACGGGCUCCGUCCCCUCCCCACCCCUCCAAGGUGAGCCCGCCACGCCCGCCGACCACAGCCAGCUGGCAGAGGACGACGAGGAUGAGGACUUUGGGGACUUUGGAGACGCCGGCUCGUUCGGUGGUCAGGGCUUUGCUGACUUCGACCAGCUGGACGUCCAGCCGGAGCAGAGCGGGUCAGACAGUCCUGCCCCCGCACCGGACGCCAAGGAAGACGACGACUUUGGCGACUUCAACUCCCCCAAAUUUCACACGAGUGUGAAUGAGGGAGAGGAUGGAGGAAAAUUUGCGGACUUCCCCGUCAGCGACAGCUUUGGGAACUUCAGCUCGGCGGCUGAAGGCGCAGACAGCGAGGCAGACGCAGGCUGGAGCGCCUUCGGGGAGCCGGAGCAGCAGCAGCAGCAGGUGGAGGAGGACGAGGGGGAGUCCUGGGCGGCGUUUAGCACCGAGCAGAGCGUCGCUGCUCCUGCAGAGAGCAGAGAGGAGGAGGAGGAGGAGGAGCAUGAGGAGAAGCUGCAGGUGGAGGAAGUGGAGGAGUGGCAUGAAAGUGAACCUGCAGUCAGCGAGGAAACCAGCAGGACAGACAGACAGUCGCAGGCGUCGCUGUCGAGCCGGCUCGAGAAGCUGUUUCAGGGCAGCUUCCCUCAGACCGCAUCGCUCUCCGUGGAGGAAGAGGUGGCGUCCCUGAGGAUCCUGUUGGGACCUCCAGGGGAAAAACCACAUCCAGGAGUCCAGGAUGAGGAGACGAGGUUGCCAUGCAACAGUUCUGUGUGUGGCGGCGUGUGGACGCAGCUUCAGGACAUCCACGAGUCGUUCGGCCUCAGAUACCAAUGGGGAGGCUCCUACUGCAACAAAGCGCUCCUCUGCUGCCUCGGCAUCGACACCCGCAACAUUCUGUUCACAGGACAGAAGAAGCAGCCGGUCAUCGUGCCCAUGUACGCCGCCGGCCUGGGGAUGCUGGAACCAACCAAAGAGCCUGUGAAGCCCGUCUCUGCAGCAGAGAUGAUCGCUUCGAUAGCCCAGGCGCCUCCAGCGGCUCCAGAGAGCAGCUCCUGUCCCGCAGACACAGUCCAGCAGGAGGCGCUCCCACCCGUCCAGUUCGACUGGAGCAGCAGUGGCCUUACCAACCCUCUGGACGCGAGCGGAGGCUCGUCUCUGUUAAACCUGGAUUUCUUUGGUCCUGUGGAGGAUUCAGGCUCCACCAGCUCACCCUCCAUCCCAGGAGUCGACCCGGAGCUGUACGAGCUGACGACCGCCAAGAUGGACCCCGGCAGCUCCGGCAGCCGGGUGGCAGAUGCCUUCGCCCGCCUGAUGUCCACCAUGGAGAAGACCAGCACCUCCACCAGGAAGCCGAGGAAAGAGGAGAAUCUGAGCGACGAGGCGGCCAAAGUGAUCUCGGGCCUGCCCGACCUCUCCUUCAUGCAGGCCAAAGUGCUGAUGUUUCCCGCCACGCUGACGCCACUCGGCUGCCAGGCCACGUCGGACUGAAGCCCCGCCCAUUGCCCUGACAUCAUCCCACUGGCCCCGCCCACUGACUCGGCUCAUUUUUAACGUCUUCUUUUUGUUCUCGCUGCGGCUCAGCUUUCCCUCUUUCAUACUUUUUUUUUUUUUAAUUUUUUUUUUAUUUGCGCUUUUCAACUUUUUAAAGAAAUAAAGUGAAGCAUUUACGACCACAGGAAAUAGGAGAGGCCGACGACCUGCACAUUUAACAGAAUAGGAUAUUAUUAAUUAAUUCAUUAAUUUAUAGACUUGAUAAUUUAUAGAGGAAGGUGUAGAAGUGUGUGCUGUUCAUAUCUAGAAGAAUCAUCAUCGUGUAUAUAAUCAGGGAUUAAAUGUUUAUUUUCCUUUUUGUUUUUUAUUCUGGAUGAUUUCUCUGUGGUGGGAGUGUGUUCGUGUCUGUCUGUGAAGGAAACACUGGCUGAAUCAAACUGAAGUGGAAUACGUGUAAGUUUAAAUUAAUACAUUUAUAUACAUAUAUAAAAUCUAAAUAUAUAUAUAAAUAUAUAUAUAUAUUUAUCGACUUGAAACCACACUGCCUGCAAAAUCCAGCUGAAUGUUACGUACCCUCGUCGUCUUUAAGUUUUUUACCUGCACUAAGUUUAUAUUUUAAGCUUUCUUUAACCCGCACUGUCCUCUCGCUCUCUCUCACUCUCUCGCUCUUGCUCUCGCUGUGUCUCUCUCGGGCUCCCUCUCUUGUCCUCUUUCUCUCGCGCUCUUGCGUUCUCUCUUGCGUUCUCUCUUGCAUUCUCUCUUGUGUUCUCUUCCAUCUUUUUGUAAUUUAAUUCAGCUUUUUUUAGCAUAACUUAUGUCUAUUACUUCCCUUGCUGUGGCUGCAUCCAUCCACAGUCUCCAGGACUGUUUUUAUUUUAUUUGUUCGUUUUGGAAACUUCCAUGAAGAAAUGCUUGUCAAUCUGUCGAUGCAUUUUCUACGGAAGCUCCUGAGAGACGAGUGAGAAAAUGUCCUCUAAGUCAGAAAAAAACAUUUUUCAUCGUAAUCUAUGUGACGUUACAUUUGCCAAUUAAAAAUAAAUUUCUAGCCAAAAUAAAGGAGCACAUUUAUUUUACAUAACCUGUUCAGUAAAAAGCUGCAGCCACAGUGACGCUACAAGCCUCCACAUAAUUACCGUAUAAUUUGGUAGUUAGACACUUUUCUCAUCAAUCUUCAUCAAACUGUCUGGAGCCAUUUUUUUAAAUAAUUGAAUGGAAUCUGAGUUUGGUUGAUUCAAUUUUGGUUAAACUUUCAAAUUUAGAACUAAAAGAACAAAGAUAUUAAAUAAAACUAACAACGAUAAAUUGGGCGACAAGCAGCAGAAGAAAAUCUGCUUUUAGUUUGGAUUGAUUAGUAGAUUUUAUAAUCCUAAUCGUAAAAAACAACCUGAAUAUUGUUUGUUUUAUUCCAGGUAGGUUUCAAUUUCUGCAUUUACUCUAAACUCAGUGUGUUGGCACGUUAUGUAACAUUACUGCACGUCUCCAAAUGUUAAUAUUUUAAUAUAUAUCAGCGCUGCUCUGCAGUUAUUGUUACCUGUUUGAUGUUACGUUAGCUGAUAAAAAUACAUUUCUAGCCACAAGAAAGACGCACUUUAAUUUUCCAUAACUUGAGAACACUCCUUAUGUUUAGAUUGAAAUUAAAACACCUGGAAUAAAACAUUAAGUCCUAUUAAAAACACAGGAGUGCUGCAUUUCAGCCCCUUUGUGGCCAAAAAGAGUAUUACAACAACAAACACAUUAAAAACAGUACAAACUUUUUCCCCCCACCUGUUUAACACUUUUUUUUAAAAUUCUACUCACAUGAUUUCACCAGAUAAUAUCUUAGUAAAACAUUUUUAUCACCUGUUAUGUUGUAAACACAGAGAGGAAAUUAUCUAAUGAUCUCUGCCUCUCAGAGCUUCCGUAGGCUCAGUUUUCUUUGUUGUUUUUAUUUUUAUUCCAUGUUUAUUCCAGCGGCAGUGGCUGGUGUUCGUGUCGCUCUCACUGUUCAUUGUUGUUGUUUUUGCGGGGUGAAAAUGGGACUUUUUUUUGUUCAUUUUUUUGGUUAAAACCACUGAAACUCAAACGUUUCUCGGCAGUGAAGGUCGACUCACAUCAGAAGGGAAUUAAGGGACCAAUUCGUGCUUCAUGUGUCGGGUUUAUGUACACUGUUCCUAAUAUGAAGUGCUUUUUGUUGUUGCGGCUCUUAUUCGCUCAUGUUUUGUUCUUUUUGCUCAUACUACUGUCAGCCCCGUCUCCCAGGAGGAUUUUGCACAUUGUAAAGAUGAAAUGGAUGUAAUCAUAGUUCACUGUGGCUUUAGACUGUGUACAGUUAAACUAUGGACUGUAAAAUGUACGGGAAAAUUCCUAUGGAAAAAAACUGAAUCACUUGAAGAGCCUGUCAAAAGGUUAUCGUGCAUGCCCAGGUUCUUUUGAGACUAUAAGUGUGUAAAUUUUACUUUUAGUGUACACAAGAAAUUAAAAUAGUUAUCUUCUC
Centropristis striata (black sea bass) is the source of this 5654-nucleotide messenger RNA. It is a transcript of the gene aftpha, whose product is annotated as aftiphilin a. Gene Ontology annotation, biological process: intracellular transport. The record is from RefSeq and is a predicted model, not a curated record. The transcript is spliced from 10 exons. Bases 593 to 3178 code for a protein of 861 amino acids. Lineage: Eukaryota; Metazoa; Chordata; Actinopteri; Perciformes; Serranidae. Gene Ontology annotation, cellular component: AP-1 adaptor complex; trans-Golgi network membrane. Gene Ontology annotation, molecular function: clathrin binding.